Penicillium verrucosum is the source of this 3699-nucleotide messenger RNA. RefSeq names its product protein kinase family protein. Gene Ontology annotation, cellular component: nucleus; cytoplasm. Gene Ontology annotation, biological process: mitotic DNA damage checkpoint signaling; protein phosphorylation. Gene Ontology annotation, molecular function: protein serine/threonine kinase activity; ATP binding. The transcript is spliced from 2 exons. The record is from RefSeq and is a predicted model, not a curated record. Bases 1 to 3699 code for a protein of 1232 amino acids. NCBI's taxonomy places the organism in Eukaryota, Fungi, Ascomycota, Eurotiomycetes, Eurotiales, Aspergillaceae.
AUGGCCAUCUCUGUUCCCAACUCCUGUAGCCCGACGCGGCUGGCUUUUCUGGACGAUAAAGGCGGAAAUCCGCCAAAGCAGAGCAUGUGGCACCGGUUGGGUUUGCGAAAACUAUGGCAGGGCCGCGACGAUCAUCGAGACACGUCUGCCGGGGAGAGUCAAGAUGAGAUUUCUCCCCGUCCUUCUUCUGACAACUCCCGCAAACAAGACAACUUGACACGUCGACUCUCGCGAAAAGUCGGCGUUCUACCACGAACCACUCCCUUUAAGCGACAGAGCUCCGAUCUCGAGCGACUGGCUCCUCGGGAACCCGAUCACCGCCGUGCCCUCUCCGCCGACCGUCGCCCCUUAAGUUCCCAGAGAAGCAGGUCUCCACCGCCAACCGUGGGCCCCAGGCAGUCCGCGCCCGAGGUUCAGUGGCUCGGCCCGGCUCCCACAACCACGGUCGAUGACGCCCCCGAACCAGAAUUGGAAACGAACGAUGUCCAUGAGAUUAACGAUGUCUCCGAAAAUUCGAACCCCUACCCCGAAAUGACGACGGAUAAUUUCGACGCUCCAGAGGAGGAGGAGGAGGAUGACCACACAAUCGAUCUGGAUAUGGAACUGGAACAACGGUGGAUUUUGAAUCUGAGCAUGCAUUUCCGAGACGGGUCAGAGCGGGAGAAAUUCUUUGUGACGUACGCAGAGACACCGAACCGAUGGCGCCGAGUGACGAUUUCCUGCGAUUACCACGAUGCACCGCCAUAUUCACUGGAGCGGGAACUGAAGGAACUACGGUAUCAACGAGACAAAUGUGCACGGAUCUACGAAUCCAUUCGCGAGUCCCUUCUUGCGAUCCAAUUCUAUGAAGGUGUCACGAAUCUCAGGCUCGAGACGAGCGAUGGCCGUUUACACGUUCAUGUGACGGAGGACGUAAACGAAACAAUUCCGUACCCUCCCAUCUCCAGCAUCAGGCAUUUGGUCAACGCUCCUAUCAUCCCCGAAGACUCGUUGCACUUCGAAUCUCAUUUAUCCGGCUUUGUUUACAAAAUAAACCUGGACGGACGUUUCUAUAUCAAGAAAGAAAUACCUGGUCCCGACACCGUGGACGAGUUCCUCUACGAGAUUAACGCUUUGCAUGCGCUGAAAGACCGCCCAAGCGUGAUCCAGGUGGAAGGAAUUGUGAUCGAUGAUUGGCGAGGCGUCGUCAAGGGCUUGCUAAUUAGCUAUGCAGAAAAGGGCGCACUGGUUGACAUUCUGUACGAGCAACGCGGGAGGACGAGCUUUGCACGACGCGAGCGAUGGGCAAAGCAGAUUGUCCAGGGCCUCUGUGAGAUCCAUGAAUCAGGCUACGUGCAGGGCGACUUCACACUCGCCAACAUUGUGGUGGAUGCGGACGACAACGCCAAAAUCAUUGACAUCAACCGUAGAGGAUGCCCAGUGGGGUGGGAACCCCCGGAAAUUGCCGCUAAGAUCGAGAGCAACCAGCGCAUCUCCAUGUAUAUUGGUGUCAAAACUGAUCUUUUCCAACUGGGUAUGACGCUGUGGGCAUUGGCGAUGGAGGAGGACGAACCUGAACGACAACCGCGACCUCUUCGACUAGGCGAUGACGCGAAAAUUCCAGACUAUUACCGACGGAUAGUGGAUAUUUGUUUAAGUCCAACUCCGCGACAUAGGCUCUCUGCGAAGGAUCUUCUCUCUAUGUUUCCCCCACUGCCGGAAGCACGGGUAUCGACACCUGUUCAGUCGCUGGAGACCAUUACCAAUGAUUCUAGGCACUUGCCAAUUAGCAACUGGGCUCAGCCUCAGCCUGCUGGGCUUGGACUAACAUCGCCAAUGGGUAUGAUACAACAAGAUGAUCAUUAUUAUCCCCAAAAGGAGUUUUCGGGAGAUUCUUAUGGUGAUCUGCAACACCCCAUAUUCUCUGAAAACCACGACCUCGUCAAGCGAUCAACAAUAACUCUCGCAGAAUCCAAUGGAAACACGGGAUUCCCAUCUAAGCCAUCUUCUUCCUCUACAUUGAAUCACCACGAACCUCACAAUCCUAACGAGUACAUGGACUUUUCCAGCCAUUUCAAUGAUGGCUCGUCACCCUGUCUACCCUCUGACAAUCAGAAACCGGAAGCCACCCCAGUUUCUCAGACAAGGUCAAUGGGCAAUGGCUUCCACAACCACCCAGUGGAGCUACCAGCCCUCCCGAAUAAGUCUGUCUAUCUCGAAACUGCCCCCGUGGAUAAUCAGCAAGAGACAUCUGAUGAGCCGAUCUAUAAUAAUUCCCGAGCUUUCCUUGGCUCCACAGUCACCGCACCUCCACUCUCACCCCCAGUCAGCACAUCUCUUGUAAAGUCGCAGAAACAGGAGGCUCUGAAUCGACCAAGCCCAAGGGCAGUCAAUGACGAAGGUGACCUUGAAACAUCAGCUUUGCCCAUCAACCCUACUUUGCGUGACUCUGGUACAUCAGUUGGUCCUCGGGACAUCCCAUCUUCAAUCAAGCAUACAAAGAAAGACGGCGUGGAUCAGCCAUGUGCAAAGGCCACCAAUGACAAGGAUGAUCUUGAAUCCUCAUCUUUGCCCCUCAGCCCUACUUUCCGUGAUUCUGGGAGUUUUAUUGGCCUUCAGAACGCCCCUCGAUCGGUGAAAGCUUCCCCUAUCGAGCCGCCAAAACAGAAGUGCGCAGAUCUGUCCCCUACUUUCCGUUCUCCUGGAAUCUCCAUCGACGCUCCGGGUACCACUCCAUCGCUGAACCCUUUGCCUGUUAAACCGUCGAGGCAGGAUAACGUGGAUCAACCACGUGCAAAGGCUACCACCUAUAUCAAACCCGUACCUACAACACCAUCAGAUGCAACAUCUUCCCAACCUCUCCCGGCAUCACCUAUCAAUCCUACUCUAGCUCACCCUGGACCUUCACCCCAGCUUCCGAGCGCCCCGCAAUCAGUGAAAUCAUCUCCUAUCCAGCUACCAAAGCAGACUGAUUCAACUUCACCAUUCGCAAACACCGAUAUUAAACCCAAGUAUACUAAGCCAUCACCCUCAACAUCAAGUCUGGCCCGUUCGGGAUUGCCUAUCAGCCCAACCUUCCGUUCUUCCGAGACUUCCAUCAACACUCUAAGUGCCCCUUCACCACAGGGUCCUUCUCCUACUGAACCACCAAAGCCGGAGCGGGCGAUUAUGCCACGCGAUAACGACCUCACACCCACAUCUCCGUCAACACCGUCUCGAUUCUCUUCAAUGCACAUUUCGAGCCUUCGUCACACCGGGGCUUCCAUUGGCUCUCUAGGUACGCCAUUCGCAACAAGUCCAUCUGUCGUUGGAAUUGGACUGUUAAGGCGGCCUUGGGAAAAGCCAUCUGCAAACAGCUCAGAUGUCAAAUCCGCAUCGACGAUGUCAUCAGGGUCAGCCUCAUCCCUCGGAAACUCUCAGACUUCAAGGAAGCCAGAGAGUCCCAUUUCACCACUCAAAACAUACCCCCUCGAAGCCCAGAAGAACGAACUUUUAGACCAGUCCAAACAAAAGACGGCCGAUAUCAAACCUGCACUAACAAAUCCACUGAACCCCACCUCAAAUUUGCUGGGUUCAAAGUUGCCCAUCAGCCCUGCUCAUCCAAAUUCAAAGCCCAGUUCCACUUAUACCGAGGUUGAGAUGGCACGAGCUGUACAGGGCCCAUCUUCAAAUCAGGCCAAACCGAGCAGUUCGAGCCAGACACGUUUUCCCUCGAAUUGA